AUGGAACGUGUUGAAGAUGAACAUGUUUCACAGUCCUAUAUUGUAUAUUUAGGAUCACACUCUUUCGGCUCAAAUCCUUCAUUACUUGAUUCUGAAUCUGUUACAAACUCUCACUAUGAUUUACUUGGAUCUUAUCUUGGAAGUACUGAGAAGGCUAAAGAAGCAAUAUUUUACUCUUAUAAUAAAUAUAUUAAUGGCUUUGCUGCAAUACUUGAAGAAGAUAAGGCAAAAGAGAUUGCAAAACAUCCAAAUGUUGUAUCGAUGUUUUUAAAUAAAAGAUAUGAACUACAUACGACCCGAUCGUGGAAUUUCCUUGGGUUAGAGACGAACCGUGGAUUUGCUAACGAUUCAGUAUGGAAAAAAUCAUUGGGUGAAGACAUCAUUAUUGGAAAUUUAGACACUGGUGUUUGGCCGGAAUCAAAGAGUUUUAAUGAUGAAGGGUAUGGGCCAAUUCCAAAAAGGUGGAAAGGAAUUUGUCAAGUUUCUAAAGGAAAUCCUGAUAAAUUUUAUUGCAACAGGAAACUCAUUGGUGCAAAAUAUUUUUAUAAAGGCUCUGAGGCACAUCUCGGUGAAGCGGCAAAUGUAAACUUUAAUAGUGCACGUGACACCGUAGGCCAUGGAUCACAUACUUUAUCAACUGCUGGAGGUAAUUUUGUUACCGGAGCUAAUGUAUUUGGCUUUGGAAAUGGAACAGCAAGUGGUGGAUCACCAAAAGCAAGAGUUGCAGCCUAUAAAGUCUGUUGGGAUGGAUGUUAUGAUGCUGAUAUUUUGGCUGGUUUUGAAGCUGCCAUAAGUGAUGGUGUUGAUGUACUUUCUGUGUCCUUGGGUGGAAAAUUUCCACGAGAAUUUUCGGAAAGUGCUAUUUCCAUAGGCUCCUUCCAUGCUAUUGCCAACAACAUCGUUGUUGUGGCUUCCGGAGGAAAUUCAGGACCUAAAAUCUCAUCUAUAGUCAAUGUCGAACCAUGGACUUUCACGGUUGCUGCUAGCACAAUUGAUAGAGACUUCACAAGUUAUGUUAUUCUUGGUAACAAAAAAAUAUACAAGGGAGCUAGUCUUUCAGAGUUGGACUUACCACCUAACAAAUCAUAUCCACUGAUAAGUGCCGUAGAUGCCAAACUUGAUAACGUGCCUCCCGCAUUUGCCUCUAUUUGCAAAGAAGGAACUCUUGAUCCACAAAAGGUUAAAGGAAAAAUAUUGGUAUGUCUUCGAGGUGCGGGUGCUAGAGCUGACAAGGGCGUGCAAGCUUCUCGUGUAGGUGCUAUUGGAAUGAUAUUGGCUAACGAUGAGGAUUCAAAGAAUGGAGUUAUAGCAGAUACUCAUGUCCUUCCCGCUACAAAUGUUGGCUUUGCAGAUGGCAGUGCCAUUUUUAAUUACAUCAAUCACACAAAGUCUCCUGUGGCUUACAUUACUAAAGUUAAAACAGAAUUAGGCAUAAAGAACACACCAACUAUAGCUUCAUUUUCGUCAAGAGGCCCAAAUGACCUUGACGGUACAAUCCUUAAGCCAGACAUCACUGCACCAGGCGUCAGCAUAAUUGCAGCGUAUACUCUAGCUAACUCUCCAUCGGAACAACCAUCUGAUAAGCGUAGAGUUCCUUUUGUUACUAUGUCAGGCACUUCAAUGUCAUGUCCUCAUGUUGCUGGAUUAGUUGGACUACUUAAAUCUGUUCAUCCUGAUUGGAGUCCCGCUGCUAUCAAGUCAGCAAUAAUGACCACAGCAACGACUAAAACCAACAAUGGAGUUGAAAUAUUGGAUUCAUCACUAGAAAAAGCAACUCCUUUUGCAUAUGGUGCCGGCCACGUUCAACCUAAUCUUGCAGUGGAUCCUGGACUUGUAUAUGACCUUAAUGUUACGGAUUAUUUGAACUAUUUAUGUGGUCGUUCAUACACCAGUGACCAACUUAAGGUGUUUUACGGAAAACCUUACACUUGUCCAAAAUCUUUCCGUCUAGCAGAUUUCAAUUAUCCAUCCAUUUCAAUUUAUGAACUUGAAGUUUGGAAAUCUUUGAAUGUUACUCGUAUCGUUACCAAUGUUGGGCCACCAAGUGAGUAUAGAGUGGAGAUCCAGGAACCUCCACAAUUUCAUGUCACAGUUCAGCCUGAGAUUUUAAGAUUUAAAAAUAAGGGUGAGAAAAAAGAGUUCAAGGUUACGAUCACUAUGAAGCCAAAUAGUACAUAUAUUACUGAUUUUGAAUUUGGGAAGUUGAUUUGGACCGAUGGAAAGCAUCACGUUGGGACUCCUAUUACAAUAAAGUACAAUGAUUUGUGAUGCUUAGGUUCAUGUUUUUUUGCAUUUUGCUAGAAUUGUAACUCUUUCUCCCGCUUACAAUAAUAUAUGAAUGUUGUUUUAAUGUUAUCUUUUAUUUGGGCCAUUCACCUUUGUAACUCUC
This is a messenger RNA of Vicia villosa (hairy vetch), 2389 nucleotides long. RefSeq names its product subtilisin-like protease SBT5.4. Gene Ontology annotation, molecular function: serine-type endopeptidase activity. Gene Ontology annotation, biological process: proteolysis. The coding region runs from base 1 to 2268 and encodes 755 amino acids. Lineage: Eukaryota; Viridiplantae; Streptophyta; Magnoliopsida; Fabales; Fabaceae. The transcript has 11 exons. The record is from RefSeq and is a predicted model, not a curated record.